Molecule: messenger RNA, 3992 nt
Organism: Pristis pectinata (smalltooth sawfish)
Lineage: Eukaryota; Metazoa; Chordata; Chondrichthyes; Rhinopristiformes; Pristidae
Product: laminin subunit beta-3-like
Exons: 23
Coding region: 135-3647 (1170 amino acids)
Biological process (GO): basement membrane assembly; cell migration; substrate adhesion-dependent cell spreading
Cellular component (GO): laminin trimer
Source: RefSeq, a predicted model, not a curated record
AAAGAGAAGUUCACACACGUAGAGGCAGAGUGGGGACUGCGCCCGGUAGGAACACAGCACAAGACUGACGAUCAUUGGAAGAAGAGAUUUUACUGCCGGGACUAUAUUUCAAGAAGUUGUCUUUCACUGUGAAGAUGCUGCUGCUGUUCCUGAGCCUGGCAUUGGCCAGCUGUGUAUCAGCGCAGAGGGACUGCUCCAGACAAGCUUGCUAUCCCCAACCCAGAGAUCUAACCGUUGGACGAGUAAAUAAACUUCAAGCUUCAUCGACAUGUGGCCUCCACGUGUCUGAGAGAUACUGCAGUGCAAAGACGUACCAUGGGCGGGAGCUCCUGCAGUGCUGUAUCUGUGACUCCAGGAAUGAAUACAAUCCUGUGUAUUUCACAAACAGCCAUCGUAUCAGCAACGUCGUUCCCUCAGGUUCCCUGAGAAGCUGGUGGCAAUCAGAAAAUGAUCAGGAUCAAGUGUUCAUUCAGUUAGACAUGGCUGGAAAGUUCCAGCUGAAUGAUGUCAUGCUAAAAUUUAAGUCUCCACGCCCUGCUGCUAUGAUGAUCGAGCGCUCGGAGGACUUUGGCAGGACAUGGAAGCCCUACCAGUACUUUGCUGAUGACUGUGCCGCCUCCUUCCCUCACAUUGCAACGAGCCAACCACGGAACUUUGGUGACAUCCGUUGCCAGGAGCAAUCUCGGACACACGAUCCAUCGGAUGACCAGGUUACAUUUAACCCGCUCAGCCUGGCUGACUACAUCAGUGCCACAAAAGGCGACAAGAUUAACAAUUUAGCACCAUUUACGAACCUAAGGAUUAAUUUCAUCAAACCAUACAAGUCACCCUCCUCUCAACAGCUCCGCAAUGUCAACACCUUCUAUGCUGUGUAUGAGCUGAAGGUCCAGGGCAGCUGUUUCUGCCACGGACAUGCAUCCAGCUGUGUGUCAGAAGACAACUCUUCGUUUACACCGCAGGGCCCCAGGCCAAUGACUUACGGACAGUGCGCCUGUGAGCACCAUACAGCAGGCAAAAACUGUGAGAUGUGUGCCAGCUUCUACAAUGACCAACCAUGGAAGCCCGCUGAUGAAUACAGUCCUAACAGGUGUAAAAAAUGCAACUGUAACAACCACUCGCAGAAGUGCCACUUUGAUGCCGAGGUGUACCGGGCCAGUGGGGGGACCAGUGGGGGAGUCUGUGACGACUGCCAACACAACACCAUGGGGAACAACUGCGAGAAGUGCAAGCCCCCCUUCUACCGACAUCCCCAGCGAGAUAUCACUGCACCUGAUGCCUGCGUGGUUUGCGACUGUGACCCCUCCGGUUCCCUUGGUGAAGGGAUGUGUGACCCUGUGACACGGCAGUGCAGGUGCAAGGAGAAUGUGGAGGGACCUCGAUGUGACCGUUGUAAAGCUGGUUUCUACGGACUGGAUGCCAGCAACCCUGUGGGCUGUCGGAGAUGCGCGUGCAGUGGACGAGGUUCCCAGUCGGACGGACUCUGCAGCCAGACUACAGGACAAUGUGUCUGCCUCUCCAACGUGGUGGGUUCCAACUGUGACCGGUGUGCUGAGGGCUUCUGGAACCUAAGAAGCGGAGUUGGCUGCACCCCCUGCAACUGUGAUCCCACAAACUCCUACAGUCAGCGCUGCGAUGAGGUUACAGGUCAAUGCCCUUGCAGAACAGCCAAUAGUGGAAGGACUUGCAGCCGGUCGGAUUUGCAGAAAUGCCCAGACUACUACUACAGUCUGGGUACAGAAUGCGUGCGGUGUGACUGUGACCGAAGUGGUUCCGAGCCUGCCGGGUGUGACAAGAGCACGGGUCGGUGCCUGUGUCGGCCAGGUUUUACCGGCAACCGCUGCGACGAGUGUGAGCGGGCCCGCGGUUACUGCUCCAACUUUCCAAACUGCCGGCAGUGUCACCCGUGUUUCCAGAUUGUAGACAACGAGCUCCGCUCCAUAACCACUCGGCACAAAGCCCUGGUGAACGUAAAGCUCCCGGGUCAAGCCGGCGAUCAGUACGACACUGAGAUCAGUGCGCUAGAUAACAAACUGCGACAAAUCCAGGCGAUAAUUGACAACCCGGCUGUGAGCAACAGCAUAAUCACAGAAGUGUAUGACAACUAUAACCAACUCAGAGUGGAGGCAGACCAAAUCAACCCCGACAUCAGCAACGUGGAUCAAAGUUUCCGGCUGCACAGAGAACUGGAUGAGUUGAACAGUGCCGUGAGAAACAUCGAGAGUCAAGUCCAGGUGAAGAGGGAGCAGGUGGACCAUCACAUCUCUGAAGGAUCACAAGGCACUCAAGGGGCAUUCACCAGCGUUCUCUCAUCGUACCAACGCUCCGGGAGAGCUAAAGACCGGGUCACUGCUAUGGAACCCAUCAUCCUAAAAGCACGAGAUGCACGCUUUACAGCAAAAAAACUCGAGAUGCACCUGAGCACCGACAAUGGGGUCAAGCUGCAGGUGCUGAAGGACAGUCUGAAGACCCCAGAUAUCAACCCCCUCAUCCACAAGGUCUGUGGUGGCUCCAGGAAAGAACCCUGCACUGCGGAACGAUGUCAGGGAGACCUCUGCCCAGAAUUCUGUGAAGGCAGCGACUGCCAGGGAGCUCUUCAGCUGGCGAGGAAAGCGAUUGAAGAUGCUGAGAGAGGAAGUGCCAUCAUACCAGACGUCUCCAACAGAAUUGCAGAGCUCUCCAGAAAGCUCCAAAAUACUGACCAAAUGGCUCGACAGAUUAAGGACAGUGCCUUAAGUCUGACUUUUCGAGUUGUCUCGGCCAAAGAUCAGAUGCAAAAAAGCAUUGCGGACAUCAAGAGCCUCAUCAGCCAAGUCAAAGACUUUCUGACAUCAGCCUGGGCUGAUCCUGAGAAAAUUCAGAGGAUCAGUGAGAAUGUUCUCUCACUCAAACUACCCACGGAUGCUGCUACAAUCCGAAGCAGGAUCAGCACCUUGCGCGACAUUGCAGCCGGACUUCCUGAUGUCACCGAAAUCCUGGCGGACACACAGGAUGACAUCGAAACAGCCAGAGCCCUGCUUAAUGAAGCACAGAGAGCCAGGGAACGAGCUGGUGAAGUGGAGGACAACGUUGGUGAAGCUCGUGACGCUCUGCGAGACGCCAAUAAUGCCCUGGCGAAGGUGAACGACAAGAUGGGUGAUGUCACAGAGGCUAUCGCCGCUGCACAGGAUCGUAUCAGACAGACUGAGGACACGCUCGUGAAUACAGAGACGAGCCUGCAGGAUAUGACUGCGCGACUGGCACGUCUCGCUGACCAAAUCAACAGCCUGCUGACACAGAACAAGGCAAAUCUACGGAAAGCUCAAGCACUGGAACAGAGUGCUAACGACGCGCAGGACACAGCAGAGGAUGCUCAGGGGGAUCUGAAACUACUCAUUGCUGAGUAUGAGAAACUUCGAAAUAAGAUUCCAGAAGCACUCCCAAAAGAUCUGAUGGAUCGAGUCAAUCGGGUUAAAGUUGAGGCUGGACAGUACCUUAAUAAGGUUGAUGAGUUAAUGGCAAUGAUUGGAACAACGGAACAGAAUCUUGCAUUGGGAAAUAAGCAACUGGAGAGUAAAUCUGCUCAGCUGGAAGGCUAUCAGAAUAAAGUAGCCGAGAUCAAGAAAUACAUAGAAUCUCAAGCACGGUACUACAGCCAGUGCACGCCGUAACGGCUCACGGGCAUGGUGUGAGUCUUGCAGCAGUGCCUCUCGUUCAGCUUUGUUGUUGAAGAUGGAUUAUAGUCGGAUUAGGCUUUGGAAUAAGAGGUUCGUUUGGACCUUGUGAUGCUGCUGCAUUUGGAAACAACUUUAUCCCAAGCAGUAAAAGAAUUUCAUCUUGAAUAUUUUCAUUCUCACUUGCACUUUUCCAUAUUUUUACUGGAAUGAGUUCAAUUUUGUUUUCUAGGUAACCCGUAAAGUUUUCUAUUGGAGCUGAAUACUUCAGAAUCUGUCCACACUAUAGCAUUGUAUUAACUUAUUAAAACACAAUAAACUGAUCACCUGUUGUCAGUAGAC